CCCCUCCCAUUAGACAAUAAGUUUUUAUAACGUGUCCUUGGAAUGAGGUGUCCCAAAGUCACGCAAGAUGUCACGUAAUCGUUUGAUAGUUUAUUUCUGGUGAUGAUGUUUGUUGUAAGACUUUGAUGGUUCAUGAAUGCUAUAUUGCCCACUGCUUGGUUAUGUAUAGGGUUCUGACAACCGCUAGUAUUGACAUUCGGACUUUAAUUAACCUCCUUCACUAUCAGUCACAGUCAUGGAAUUUCAGAAAACGAGGGUCGAAACAAGUUAACUCGGCAAAAUGUCAAAAUAAUCUCCGUAUAUUAAUUCCGGGUUUCAGUUUCGAACGAACAACGUAGAUUUAUACCGUUUGGGCGGUCAGUGUUCUUGGGAAAAACUAGAAAACCGAAAUAAUUGUAUCUGGCCUAAAAGAGAUGUAAGAAUACUACCUUGGUUUUGUAUCCAAACUGCUUGCCUGUUUUUGUUUUAGCCAUUGUGAACAAAGCUAUGCUUUUCAGUGUCGUCUUGGUUAACUGCGGCUACAAAAUAGCGCCAUGUGCAAAACGUUUUGUUUUCCGUGUUGAAAUCGAUAGUGUUUUAUUUAGUUCUGCCAUGUGUAUACGUAACGACUUGAAAGCGAUAGAAAAUGAAACAAAAAUAUAGUGUACUCGCAUCUUUAAGCAGUUGAACCUAGCUUCAGCAGUACAACUUUUACUUAAAAUCAAGAAUCAAAAUUCUCUGGAACUGCGGCUGACACAAUGUGUUCAAGGGAAGCAAAGUGUCGCGAAACACCGUGGAAAGCGAAGUCAUUAGCCGAGCGCAGCAAAUGCAUGUGGAACAACUCUUUCCUUGCUGAUGUCGAAUUUUCGUUUCCAGAGUCAUCGAGUGACAACAAAUGUGUCGUUGUACCGGCUCACAGCUACAUCCUCGCUAUAAGUAGCCCGGUAUUCUUGAACAUGUUAACAGGAGACUCGAGGAAUCGAAAAACGACUGUUCACAUCGCUGACUGCGAUCCGGAGAUUUUCCAAGUCUUCCUUCGUUAUCUUUACAGCGAAGAACUGGAACUUACCGUGGAUUGUUUACAAGAUUUGGUACUUUUAGCCUCAAAGUAUUCUGUUGCUAGCUUGGUUGAGAAAUGUCUGCAAUUCAUGAAGGAUAAUUUGAAUACUUCCAAUGUUUUCGUCGUGUUACAGUGCUCGGAGCUGCUUAAAGACAAAGCUUUGCUGAAACGGUGUUGGGAUAUCGUGGAUUUGCAAACGAAUGAAGUUAUUAAAUCCGACAGAUUUUUCAAUCUCGAUGAAGAUUUCAUGUUAAAGUUUCUACAAAGAGACUCUCUUGUAGUUAGGGAAAUAGAACUGUUCAGAGCAUUUUACCACUGGAUUGCUCUUCAGAGUAGAAAGCAAGACGGAAAUUCGUCACUUCAGGAACCCGAGGAAGGGAAGUUCGUAUACUCGCGACUCGUAAAUCAUAUUCGCUUUCCAGUCAUGUCACGAAGAGAUUUUGCCGAGACUGUUCCACAAACGAACCUUCUCUCUAAAGACGAUGUCAUAAACAUGUUUUCGUUUUUUUCCUCUGUGCCUGACGUUGAUGUUAGUUUUUCAAAGAAACCGAGAGCAGGCACAUUAAAACACUGUCGCUUAUUUCCCGAAACCCGCAAGUGGUUUAUGUAUUCAGGAUCCUGCCCGGAAUAUUUGACAUUUUCAGUGAAUUCGUCAAUUUCUCUUUAUGGCGUUCGAAUGUUUGGUUGCGAAAGUGGGAAAUAUUCUGUGUGCCUGGAAAUCUUUGCUCAGACUGAACCUACGAAACUUUUAGCAGCCAGGAACGGGAUUUAUGAAUGCGACAGCGAAAUGAAAGAUGGCUACUUCGGGUUUGAUUUUGUUUUAGAAAAACUGUGUGAGCUGAAGGCAAACACGCGGUACACAAUCAAAGUCUUGCUAGACGGCCCUCCUUCGUCUUAUGGUUGUCAUGGUUAUUCGGUAGUGGAAUGCGGAGGCGUAACAUUCAGUUUUUCUCGAGAUAACUGCCCGAUAUUUUCGCGAUUCCGGGCCGGACAAUUCGCUGAAGUUAUUUUUCUGAAGUAAUAAUUCUAUAGAACUAGAUUGGAAAAAAUAAACAAGUCGCUAAGGUCCGCUAACGAUUCUACAGUUUCACUUUCAGAUCUCCACUCAGUUUUGGAGAUCUCAAAAUGACAGUCUAACAUUAGAACAUAGGUCAGACUCUGUUAAGAGUAAAAUGUGAGAUUCAAUAUAAAAUUUUAUUGGGAUA
This is a messenger RNA of Orbicella faveolata, 2244 nucleotides long. RefSeq names its product BTB/POZ domain-containing protein 6-A-like. Gene Ontology annotation, molecular function: protein binding. Gene Ontology annotation, cellular component: cytosol. Gene Ontology annotation, biological process: neurogenesis. The record is from RefSeq and is a predicted model, not a curated record. Lineage: Eukaryota; Metazoa; Cnidaria; Anthozoa; Scleractinia; Merulinidae.